Messenger RNA from Portunus trituberculatus (swimming crab), 3733 nucleotides. RefSeq names its product serine/threonine-protein kinase TNNI3K-like. The transcript is spliced from 17 exons. Gene Ontology annotation, molecular function: protein binding; protein kinase activity; ATP binding. The record is from RefSeq and is a predicted model, not a curated record. Bases 153 to 2960 code for a protein of 935 amino acids. Gene Ontology annotation, biological process: protein phosphorylation. Lineage: Eukaryota; Metazoa; Arthropoda; Malacostraca; Decapoda; Portunidae.
AUUGAUAGGUGGUACCUCCGUGGCUUCUACCUUGAGAUAAAUCCGGGCUAGAGAGACACAGGCACUGGCAGUGGCACUGAGGCAAGAGUAGGACGACAGCGGUGCCCGCCCUCGUCUGUCCGUGGUGUCUGUGGCAGACCAAAAAUAAGACUAUGGGGAACUACAAAUCCAGAUCUAGGUCAACAUGUUCUCAGGAGCUUCACAAGAAAAUCCUGCAGAAUUAUGAAAAUCUGGAGUACAAGAUCCAGGAAGACUUGAAUGUGGAACUUGAGAAUCUUACUGAGAUUCAACAAGUCUGCAGCAAUGGAACUGCAGAUCAACUGGCAAAACUUUUGAAUUCUGAGACUGUUGGUGAACGCUUAGACAAUGGCAUGACACUUCUUCACCUGUGUUGCCUAGCAGCUGUCAGUGUGAAGAGUGAUACAGUCAAAGAGUUGGACUACAAUGACACUGAGGGAAAGAGUAAUGUUUCUUAUAAUACAAGUGUCCUUCAACUUAUGAGAUCCCCAAGAGAAAAGGGUGAUCAUGAAGACAAGACCCAAGAACAUGUGAAUGAGCUGAGUAUAAAACAUACUAGAAGUAAAGAAGCAAGAGAAGCAAAAGAGCAGAUUCGUCUUCUUCUCAAGAAAGGAGCUGAUCCAGCCAUUAUCAGCAAAAAUGGCUUUUCACCACUUCACAUUGUAUCAUACAAGGGAGAUGUGGAGAUUGUUAGGCUUUUCUUGGAGAAUUGCAGCCACCUGGACCACACUGGUGCUGGGAGCCUGACUGCUCUACACCUGUCAUGCCUUAGUGGCCAGCUGGAAGUGACACAAGCCCUGGCACAGCGGGGAGCCAACAUUGAGGCACGAGAUGCUGUCUCAUAUUCCCCCCUGCAUAUUGCCUGCCUCUAUGGGAAUGAGACUGUGGUGGAGUAUUUGCUGUCUCGGGGAGUUGAUGUGAACAUUUCGGGAUCUGUGGGUGACCGGCCCCUUCAUCUGGCAGCUGACCGUGGGGAUUACAAGGUGGUGCAACUGUUGCUCAGGAAGGGUGCCCGAGUAAGGUUGCAAGAUGAAGAAGGGAACACAGCCCUACACUGCUGUGUGAGAAAUGGCUACUUGAACAUUCUGAAUCUCCUCCUCCACCCCCAGUACCGCAAUGAUGCUCACAUUCCUAACGUUUAUCUCGACACACCACUGCACGUGGCUUGUUAUGAAGGGUGGUUUGAAUGCUCCAAGACCCUUCUGACCUAUGGAGGCUCAGGUCUCCUUCUAAAAGAGAACCUGUGGGGAGAGACACCCCUUCAUGCAGCCUGCACUGGAGGAUAUUGCAUUGACUUAGUGGAUUUCCUCUUGAGUCAGAAUUCCACUUCUGUUAACUAUCAGAGUCCUGAUGGGCACACACCGCUGCAUUCUGCUGCUUUCCACGGACACCUCAAGAUAGUCCAAUUGUUGCUCAGCCAUGGGGCAGAUAUCAAUCUUACUGCCCGAGACUGUUAUGUGCCGUUUGACAAAAAAUAUAGCCUAUGUAUACAUCACCAGCAGGAAGAGCAGACACCUCUGAUGUGGGCAUAUGACCGAGGGCACGACAGUAUAGCUAACAUUCUCAAACACUUCCGUCGGCCGGGCAUGUGUGAUGAGUACGCCAGAGGAGAGUAUCUGUCUCCCCUUGACACCUCCUAUUUCCCUAUCCCAUCGCCCAUUGGAAAACUGCGCACUAUGAUACAAGAAAAAAUUGAUGUACUUCAUUUGAGAACAUUGAUACCACCUCACCAACACCUCAGCCUGUCAGAGAUAGAAAAUUUGGAAAACAUAGAUUCAGGUUCUUUUGGUAAAGUCUACAAAGGAAGAUUCAAUGAUAAGAUUGUGGCUGUCAAGAGGUACCGUGCCAACAUGACCUAUGGGAAGAGUGAUGUGGAGAUGUUUUGUAGAGAAGUCUCAGUUCACGGGUCUCUGGACUCUCCCUUUAUUGUUAAGUUUGUUGGAGCAUGUUUACAAGAUCCCAGUCAAUUUGCAAUAGUGACGGAAUAUAUUCCCGGCGGCUCCCUCUUCAGCACCUUACAUGAGCAGAAAAGGUCCAUUGACACACUGACAAGGUUCAACAUUGCAACUGAUGUGGCGAGGGGCAUGCACUACCUGCACACCCUACCACAGCCCAUCAUACACAGGGAUCUCAACUCACACAACAUUCUCUUAAGCAAUGAUUGCCGUGCUCGUGUUGCUGAUUUUGGAGAAUCAAGGUUUGUGCGGAACAUCUUUGAGGAGAACAUGACAAAGCAGCCAGGCAACUUGAGAUGGAUGGCUCCUGAAGUCUUUACACAGUGCACCCAGUACUCAAUCAAGGCUGACGUCUUUUCCUUUGGGUUGUGUUUGUGGGAGCUGCUCGCCUCUGAACUACCUUUUGCACAUUUAAAGCCUGCUGCAGCAGCUGCUGAUAUGGCCUAUAAACAUAGUCGACCACCCCUAGACCUCUCUUUUCCCAUGGAGGUGUCUGUUCUCUUGGAGAAAGCAUGGCACAAAAUACCAGAGGAAAGGCCAGAUUUUGAGCAGAUUAUUGAGGAACUGGAAGCCUUAUGCAAGUCUCAGAUUGUAGCUAUGCAGGAUGGUUCUGGCCACAUGUCUCCCCACCUCCACCACCACCACCACCCACUUCAUGUGUGCUGCACCACAUGUUCCUGUGUCUCACCUACUGGCAGCACUACUCCAACAGACUCUUCUCAACACACCAGUUCUGAGCUCUCUGGUAGGACCCCAGCUACUCUACUACUACCUUCAUUCCGUUGGAAUGGUCAUGUAACAGCACUACGAACCAAAUGGGAACAAGAAGCUAGUCGUGGGCAGACUGCAUUUAAGUCGUCACAUCCAACCAUUGAAGAGUUGAGAAGUCGAAUGAACAACAAUGGCUAUGUAGAAGGAAACACUUACCAGUAUCGCAUUGCCCCAGUGUUUAGUAAACACCGUAAACAAACACUGCAGCAUUAUUAAAGUUAUGUGAAAUUUGAAAGUAUGAUUAAUUUCAAAUUAUGAACAAAAUCACUAUGUAUUGUGAUUUUUGUUGCCAUUCUGUUGGUAUAUAGUGAAUUAAUCUUAAAUUUUUGCUGACCUAAAAACAAAAAUACAAGAAAUUAAGUAGAAAUUUCUAAAGAUUAGAUUCCAGAAAUAUGUAAAUCAUAUGUACUUAGAAACAGCAAUAAAAUAACUAAACAGAAAAGGAAGCCCAUGUGGUGGCAGGGCAGUCAAGACUGACAGAAAUUCACUUCGACUUUGAUAAUUACCUUCGCUCAUCUGUUAUAUAUUUUAUCUCUUAAGUGUUCCAUCAAGGGUUCAGUACAGGACAUAUUCUUAUACUAUAAUUAUGUAUCAUCUAGCAUACAUUCAUAUAUUGCUCGCAUGGCUGCCUCCUAAUGAAUUUCUCACCGUAUUAGACAAAAAUUACCAAAAUGAAUUCCAUUGCUUAAUAUAUUGUACCUUCAUAUUUAAACAUUAAGGAAGCCCUGAGGUAGAUCAUAGUGCUAGUCAUUAGAGGUGUCAGAAGGAGAGGGUUCAGACAUAAAGAAAAGCAGAAAGGUAUUAAAGUUGGGUUCUUGAAUACACAUGAAUGUAACCAGCUUGAUGAAGGAUGUUAUUUAUGAAUGGAACAUAGAUAUCAGAUGAGAGGAGGGAAAAGUUUGCAUUCAAAAGAAUCAAAUGAGAAGGGGAGUGGAUGUGUGGCAGCAAGAAAGGGUGUAGCUUUUAUAUGAAAAUCAUGCUAUAGAAUG